This is a messenger RNA of Lutzomyia longipalpis, 3318 nucleotides long. It is a transcript of the gene tan, whose product is annotated as beta-alanyl-dopamine/carcinine hydrolase. The coding region runs from base 165 to 1325 and encodes 386 amino acids. NCBI's taxonomy places the organism in Eukaryota, Metazoa, Arthropoda, Insecta, Diptera, Psychodidae. The transcript is spliced from 7 exons. The record is from RefSeq and is a predicted model, not a curated record.
UGCCCAAUAAAACGUCCAAGUGGCCACAAGACAUUAUCAUUAAUUAAUCCCUCGUCGUCGUUUUAUUUAUUUUUUUCUUGUGUAAAAUCGGGAGUUUUUGGAAAAAGAUUUUUUUACAUUGAACGUAGUGCUCUGUCUCUGUGAAAAAAAUUGUUUUUUUCAAAAUGUCCCCGUCAGUGAAUAUUCUCAAGAGGCGCCAAGCCAUCCCGGUCAUCUUUACACGCGGAACUCACUACGAAGUUGGAUUUGAUGUUGGACGUACAUUUGGUGCCUUGAUAAGGGAGUUCCUAACACUUUCGGAACCACUAAAUUCCACAUAUCUCCCCAUGUACAAUACAAGCGAAGGGCGUCAGGUAUACGAUGAGACUCUAGAAUCCGUACGUACUUCCUUUCCGCAAUAUAUUCGGGAAUUGGAGGGAACAGCUGAUGGAGCACAGGUGGAAUUCCACAAGCUCUUCCUCUUGCAUAUGGAUGAUAUAACACCGAAAGCAGUAGCGGGAAGGAAUAGUGUGGAUCAACCAAUUGGAUGCACCAGUAUUUGCGUCAAUCAACCGGGUCAGGAAUUUAUUGCUCACAACGAGGAUACUUUGCCAGAAGUUUUGAACUUCUUCUACUUGGUAUCAGCUCAUAUUAUUUGCGAUGAGCCCCAAGGAAAGUACAGCGUGAAGGAAGAACGCUUCACAUCUCUGUGCUAUGCUGGUCAUCUUCCCGGCUAUACCAUGGGGUACAACCAUCAUGGGUUGAUUUUCACGAUAAACACACUAAGCGCUGAUACUCUCUACAGUGGCAAGACUCCACGGCACUUUAUUACACGAGCUCUACUGUCUGCAGAUAAUUUCUCCCAAGCUUUAAACGUUAUUAAGGAUACGGGUGUUGGUGCCGCAGAUGGUUGUAGUAUUAAUAUGACAUUCCUACGCCAGGAGGGAUCCAGAGUUUUUCACAACAUCGAAAUGGGACCCGCAAAGAACAAUGAGAGUCAGAUUGAUAUUAAAAGUGCAAAUCCCGGAGAAUAUUUAACACAUUGCAACAAAUAUAUCCGUCUUAAGGUACCGGAAGUGAGUAGUGGACUCAUCCUUGAUUCCAGCAUUGAACGCAUGGUUGUACUGAAGAAAAUGGGAGAACCGAAGAGCAGGGGCGAUAUAAUAAAUAUGUUGGGUGAUGAAUCAGCCAAGACUCAUCCAGUAUUCCGCAAUAGACGUGACGAUGCCAUCAAAACCAUUGCUGUGGGGAUUUUUGACUGUAUUGCCCGCACUUGGACACUGUAUUCAGAUAAUCCGAAACAUAAUGAACCCCUUUUUGUCCUACCACUGGUUCUACGGGACUAAUCUUCCUGACCUACUACAUAUUUUUGUUUCUCCAAAUUUUUAUUACGUGAAAGAAGCUCUGUGGAUUCUGAAGCUUUCUUUGGAUUAGAGACCCCAUGAAAAACAACAAAGAAGGAAGUCCUACUAAAUUCCUUGUGAGGUCCACAACUCGAUCACUCAACACGAGAUUCCAAUUCUAAAAAAAAUUCCUCUAAAAAAAAUUCAUAUACAUACAAAAUUUAUAGCAAAACACUUGAUGUAUGUUUUUUUUUAAUUAAUGAACAUUGUAGCAAUUAAUAUUGCUUAAAUAAAAUAUUUUUGUGGCUCUUAUACUUAAAAAAAACAUACGCCUUAUUUUUUUUCUUUAUGAUAAAACGGCUUUUAACUCUUCUUACCACCACAUGUUAUGUUGUUGAGUUUCUUUCUUUUAUAAUCCAUUGCAAUUUACAAAUUUAAAAAAAUGGAGAUCGCUACAUCUAUCCUUUCUUGUCUAUAAUUUUAUGUAAUUUCUUUUUCUUUUUUAAUUUAAUGCAAACUACCAAAAGUUCCAGAUAUAUUGUAUAUUAAAUUAAACUUAUAUCUCAAAAUUGUAUGCCUAAUAAAAGAAGAAAGAAGAAGUGAAGUGAUUGAAUUGAGAAUAAUCGAUUGGUUUGCUUAUUAAUUUCAUAACAUCAUUUAAAAAAAAUCAAUUCCCAUAAUCUUGUUUAAGUUUAUACGGUUUGUUUAUACAUACCUAGAAAGUUGAUAUAAAAAAUUACUUUAACCCUUUGAGGAUCAAGGUUUCUAACCUUUUUGACCUUAAUUUUCUUUAAAAAAGAAUUUUUUUUUUACAAUUUUUCUUUCGACGAUCAUGAAGUAAUGAAACUUCCCUACAUAAAGUGAUGUAGAAUUUAUCAGGAAAUGUUAAAUAGAUUAUUAAUUUUGAGACGAAUUAAAAAAAAUGUCAAUCUAACCAUAGUGGCCAGCCAAAUUCUCCAAGAACUGAUAAUUUUCAGAAUAUACAUAAAAUAAAAAUAAUAACAUUAUGAUGAAUUUUGAGAUUUUAUCAUUUCAUCAGUUUGUAUGAUUUAUGAUACAGAAGUUUGACAAAAGAUAUCAGAUUUGUUUUAAAGAAAUUCUUUGAGGAUUUUUGCAUUUUUCGGUUGUAAUUGAAUGCGAAUAAAAUAGCGAAUAGCUGUCCCUUCAUCACCCUCAAAUUUCCAUCAGAUAUUAUAAAAAAUUCGUUUCUCGUUAAUUAAACAACUGUAAGUCGAAAGGAUAUUUGUCUAGAAUUUAAUUUAAUUUAUUUUUUGUAUUUUAAUUAGGAAAUAUUUUAGUCCAUCCUGGAAAAGUACCUAAAUGAAAUAAACUGUUUUUUUUUUUUGAAAAUCACCAUUUUCCCUCUUCCUGAACGUGUCCGGAUUAAUUAGAAGUUUGUUAUGGGAAAUAAUUUAAUUAUUUGUUAUGUUAUUAAAAGCAAACAAUCAAAGCAAAAAAAAGUGGUUUAUGAUGCUAAAUUUAUUCUCAAUUAAAGACUUUUUUAAAAUAAUAGAAUAACAAAGUUCUAGUUAAUUUAAUCAAGGAUAUUGUACCUUUUACUUUAUUGAAUCAAUCUUCUUUAACACUUAACACAAUGAUGAGUAAUCUCUUUAUCUCGGAUUUUAACCUCAAAGUACACCCAUAAAAAACAAAAUUGAACUUUUGAGAAGAAUUAAUCUGGAUCGGCGUAAGAAAACCCAAUAUUCUUAUACUUCGAUUUCCACCCACGUAGGUAAUGUUAAUUUCGUAGAAAAAAUGUAAAAAGGCAUACAUAUAUGUAUCAAUAGAUUUAUAUUGCAUUAAGUUUUUUUUUCUCCACAAUAUUAUUAUAUAGGUGAAUUUUAUUUUUUCGACUCCAUCCAUUCGAUUCCGGAUAAAAAGAGAAAUUCUUAACAAUAAAGUGAAUAAAGAAAAUCAACAGAUUUUUUUUAAAUUACAUUUAACGAAAAUCAUCCCAAAAAUAAUUUAUAAUGAAAAGGCAAAAAAAAAUAGAGAA